Molecule: messenger RNA, 2535 nt
Organism: Verticillium alfalfae VaMs.102
Lineage: Eukaryota; Fungi; Ascomycota; Sordariomycetes; Glomerellales; Plectosphaerellaceae
Product: serin endopeptidase
Exons: 9
Coding region: 1-2535 (844 amino acids)
Biological process (GO): proteolysis
Cellular component (GO): cytosol
Molecular function (GO): serine-type endopeptidase activity; tripeptidyl-peptidase activity
Source: RefSeq, a predicted model, not a curated record
AUGCGUCUUCUGUCGAUUCUUCAGAUCCUGCCCCUGGCAGGCGGCGCUGCAGCGGGCUCGGCCUUUGCUAGAAACGAUGAGCCGUCUCUCGGCGCAGCUGAGCCCACAAAGCAGUACAUCAUUGAAGUCGAAAAGAGUCUCAACGCUGAGGAUCACGUCAAAGUCCUCAAGACCUACAACUCGGAAGUCUUCCGUGGCUUGACCAUUGAGACGGACGUGUACAACCUCGACAGCAUUGGACAGCUGGGAGACGUGGCCCAGGCGUGGCCUGCGAGCGUGAUUGAACUCCCGGACUUGGGGCCUGGUGUGCAGCCGCCCAGCAACGCGAGGCUUGCCGCGGCGGCCAACUAUUCCAUCCAUUCGUGGACUGGAGUGGACAAAAUUCAUGCUACUGGCAACUUUGGUCAGGGCGUCAAGGUAGCUGUUGUUGAUACGGGCGUUGAUUACAGACACGAGGCGCUUGGUGGAGGAUUCGGCCCAGGUUUCAAGGUGUCAGGGGGUUACGAUGUUGUUGGCGAUGAUGGUCGAGGCCAUGGUACGCAUGUCGCUGGCAUUAUGCAGCUCAGACAGACUCUAACGCUCAGUGUCACUGAUCCUUCCAACCCGCAGAGUGGCACAUAUGACACCUACAUUAUCGAUGCAUUCAUCAAAGCUUUUGAUGAUGGCGCUGAUGUCAUCACCUGUAGUAUUGGUGUUUCCGGAGGCUGGUCGAACGGCCCCUGGGCCACCAUCGCGUCGCGAAUCGCCCAACAAGGCGUCAUCAUUACGAUCGCAGCUGCCAACGAUGGUGCACAAGGCGCAUUCUACGCCAGCAGCGGGUCUUCUGGAAAGGAAGUUUUGGCUGUGGCAUCUGCAGAAGCCGGGACCUACGCAGCGACGCCAUUCCAACUUACGCAGACGAUCAAUGGCGAAACAACCUCUGUUCAGUCUGCGUAUCGGUACAACGGCAUCAAUGCCUGGGACAUCGAAGCCACUCCUAUUCAUCCUCUUUACCUCAACACCUCCAGCAGUCAAGCGUGCUCACCAGCUUCGAUUCCUGCCGACACGCCCGAUCUCUCCAACGUCAUCACCUUGGUCCGCCGCGGCGGCUGCGACUAUCUAGACCAAGAAUUCAACCUCAGGGCUUUCAAUGUCAGCCGGAUCAUGUUCUACAACGACAACAGCCGUCCUGACCACCCAUCGACCUGGCUUAGUGGGCCCAAGGCACUUGUUGAUGCCAACGUUGGUGAGGGUAUCGUCGAGAUCAUCAAGGCUGGCGGUCAAGUUUCGGCGGACUUUUCCAAAUUCAAGGAUGCCGAUUGGUACGUUGGUAUGCACAAUGGUGUGGGUAACAAGCCCAGUGAGUUCACCUCAUGGGGCGGCCUGAAUGAUAUGGACCUCAAGCCGGAAGUCUCGGCCCCGGGUGGCAACAUCCUGAGCACCUGGCUCGACGGCACUUGGCGGGUUGCUAGUGGCACUUCGAUGGCCUGUCCUUAUUUGGCGGGUAUUGCGGCCCUCUUCAUAAGGGAGUUUGGCGGCCGCGAAGUUCACGGCCCCAGCUUGAGCAAGACUUUCUACAAUCGAGUCGUUGCCAGCGGUAACUCGAUGCCUUGGUCUACCGUUGAUGCCGUGGCGUUUCAGGACACGGGAUUCUGGGCUCCGACGAUUCAGGCCGGCAGCGGCUUGGUCGACGCUUGGAAAGUUCUCAACUACACCAGCACCCUCAGCACAACGAAGUGGGUACUCAAUGACACAGCACACUUUGAUGGGCAACAUAGUACUGUCAUCGCCAACAAUGCCAACGUUGACGUCGAGUACGAAUUCGUGCUCCAGCCUGCCGCUGGUGUUGAGGUCGCAACCACUUCCGGUGCUCUGGCCAAGCUCAAAGACUAUAAACCUCUGAGAAUGAUACCCAACAUCACACUGCCUUCAGGCAGCUUCAAAUUAAAGCCAGGCGAGAAGCGGAAGGCCGAGUUCUCUUUUGAUUAUCCCCGAGGUCUGAACGAAGCAAAACAGCCUCUAUACAGCGGCAAAGUCCUCAUCACUUCUUCUCUGGGGGAAACUCUCUCUGUCUCUUACUUUGGCGCAGCGUAUAAUUUGAAGGACCAGUACAAGGACAUGUUCAUCGACAACACGCCGUAUAUCAUGUCUCCUUCGCGAAACUUUCCCGAGAAGAGAAAUUUCACCUUCGACCUCAGCUCGGGCAAACCUACUAGCCAAGAUUAUCCGAAGGUCUUUACGUCUUUCAGUUUUGGCUGUGACGAACUCCGUUGGGAUAUCUAUGAGUCUGGGUGGGAGGAAUCAAGAUGGUCAUACCCACCAGUUGUCGGGGAGAACGGCUACGUGGGUGCUGCUACGGCGUUCCGUGAUUCUCUAAGAUAUACAUUCUUCGACUCGAGCAUCCAUGACAAAGAAGACACCGUGGCUUUCCCAAUCCGCGCUCUGAGUCGGAGCAUUCAAUCUGGUGGCACGUCCCUCGGGCUGGAUCGUCACAGGUUCUUCUGGCUUGGAAAGCUUGCAAAUGGAACUUAUAUCAAGCCAGGCAUCUACAAGUAA